AUGAGCCUUCAAAUUCAAAAUUCCUCGUUAAUUAUCAAGUUAUCAAGAACCGAGCGUGGCCUUCAAUAUUCGGAGGCAGUUAACCUGCUUCAUAUUGCUAGUGAACUGGGACAUGAACAGGUUGUAAGAAGCCUAGUUGGAACUCUAGGUGAAAUAAACGCGAAAGAUAAUAGUGGGCGGACAGCACUGCUGCUAGCCACCAUGCAUCGACAUUCGACAGUAAUAGCUGUAUUGCUACGCCAAGAAGGUAUCGACAUAAACGCUGAAGAUUAUGAGGGCUGGACUCCGAUCUCGUAUGCCACGAAGUAUGGGUAUGAGGAUAUAUGCAAACUUCUGGUGGAAUUCACCAGCAAGACAGCUACAAAACUUGAUAUUAAUAAGAGGACUUUUGGGCUGACCCCUCUCUAUAUUGCGGCUCAGGAGAACCAUGUUGCCAUUGCACAGCUGCUCUACAAUCAUGGGCAAGCAAGGGAAAACCCAGUAAAUGGUGUUGACCCGUCACUUCUCCACCAAGCGGCAAGGGAAGGAAGCGAAGAAGCGAUAAAAAUCUUCCUUGAAAUUAAUAGCAGUUGCAUUAAUGAACCCGAUGAGAAGGGAAGGACAGCUCUUUACUUUGCAGCCCAGGAAAAUCAUAGCGCAGUGGUGUCUAUUUUUACUUCCCGAGCAAAGUGUUAUAGCCCAGGAGGGUCCCUUUUCACUACCCAACUGGAGAAUCCAGAUGGAAGGACGCUUUUGCAUCAUGCUGCAGAAGCAGGAAGUGUAACUGCUGUCGAGAUCUUGAUUGGUGUGGGGGCAGAUAAAGAUGCGGUUGACAACAAUGGAAGAACGCCUUUACAUCAAGCUGUGUCUGGCACUGUUCAUGAUGUAAAGGUGCUGCUGAGCAAUGGAGCACUCAUGGAAAUGAGGGACAAUGAAGGGAAUACACCUCUGCAUUUGGCUGUGCACCGUGGCGAUGCUGCAGUAGACAUUGUGACACAACUGAUUAAGGCUGGGGCAGAUCUCACCACCCGAAAUAACAAUCACGAAACUCUUUUACAUUCUAUUGCAAGUAAUGGAAAAUCGGAGCAGUUGGCCCGUUUUUUACUAGGACAGGGCAAGCUGGGGAUAGAUGCAAAGAAUCUGGAUGGCAAGACAGCUUUGCACCUGGCUGUUCAAAACAACAACAUCAGUUCGGUUUAUUUGUUAAUUUUUAGAGGUGCAGAUAUCAAUGCAAAAGACAACAAAAACCAUACCUCUCUGUUCAUAGCUGAACAAUCUCCAAGAGCAGAGGAUAUAUGCAGGCUACUUAUAGUUGAAGGAGCCACAAAAUAUUAUCAGGGCCCAAUGCCUUUGUGCUUGUUGAGGAAUAAUAAAACUUCUGAGAUUAUUCCAGCACUAAAUAUUGACACAUUUCCACAGCUACUAAAUGAACCUGACCACAACACUCAUUUAUAUGUUUAUGCUAUCUUAAAAAGUAUGCGGCUCUUCUUAAAGCUAGACCGACAAACUGUACAUAAGAAGACAAGGAAAGCGAUCAAAACUGUUAGAAAGGUCAUAUCUAAGUGGCUUUUAAAUCUAAAUGAUAUUCCAGGCCUUGUCAAACUCACACAGCACGACAUAUUCAUCCUUUGUGAUAACAGUUCAUCUAUGAGCCCUCUAAGGGAAUUGCUCCAACAAACACUCCGGCGGAUGGUUGAAUUUGCAAUGGUGUUGAAUGAAAAAGGAGUAGCUCUACAUUUUCUCAACAACAACAACAAUAAGCAAGCCAUUCAACUGACAAAGGAAAGCAUUGAUGCGGCUUUAACAAGCAUCAAAUUCUCCGGUGGCACAGAACUAGGCACACAGUUGGAGAAACAAAUUUUAGACAAGAUCUUUCAUCAAGAGGGGAAAUUGCAAAACCCCCUGAUUGUUAUGAUCAUAACUGAUGGAGAGCCAUCCGAGGAUAAAGAAAUUUUGAAAAACAAAAUUCUUCACUGCAAGAAGAGAGGAUAUAGAAAUGGCGCAAUAAAAUUUCUGAUAUCCCAGAUAGGAUGCUCAGAUAGUGCGACUACAUAUCUGAAAAAUCUGAAAUCAGAUGACAGCUUGAAGGACAUGGUAUUUAUUCAAUCUGACAAGAGUCUGGAUGAUCUGAAAGAAAUGGCCAAGGAUUCCAAGACAGGAAGAACUGAAGACCAAGAAUACACCACCCUCUCCUUUAUACUACAUACAAGCUAA
Molecule: messenger RNA, 2193 nt
Organism: Ophidiomyces ophidiicola
Lineage: Eukaryota; Fungi; Ascomycota; Eurotiomycetes; Onygenales; Onygenaceae
Exons: 4
Coding region: 1-2193 (730 amino acids)
Molecular function (GO): protein binding
Source: RefSeq, a predicted model, not a curated record